AUGUGUUCGGAAAGUGGUUUCGAUGGGUGCUCACUAUUUUUCCCUUCCGACUUCUUCGAUACUACUUGGCAUGAUGUCUUUAGUCGCUUCAUGUUCAACAACACAGUCACAGAACAAUGGCAAUACGUGAGGAAUGUCUCCGCGGGUGAAGCUAGUUCAGGUCUGGUAGAUCAAUAUAUGCCCUUCUAUGACAUAUACGACAAAAAUGUGCGCUGCGGUCGAGGGGCCUCAACUUCGGGUCCCGGGACGCAGACUGCCACUGUAGUAGCUGGCGAGGACGUCGGAUUUGUUGUUGGGAGAAGCGCAGAUGAACCGAUGCAGCCGUAUGUCAUAUAUCACAACGGUCCUGGACAAGCGUAUCUAUCCAAGUCCCCGACAAGCGAUCUGGAUCAUUACACCGGGGAUGGCGACUGGUUCAAAAUUGGUGCUUUAGUAGCUAAGAACGACACGUACUGGCUCACACGCGGUCAAACUGGGAUGAACUUUACAAUCCCAAAAACUACCCCUCCUGGGAAAUAUCUGCUUCGCGUUGAACAUCUAUAUGUCCAACCCUUCUUCAACUCGACUCAAUUCUACAUUAAUUGUGCACAAAUCAAUAUCAUCGGCCCUGGUGGUGGGAAACCGAAGGCGACUAUGUUGGUCAAGUUCCCGGGAGCGUAUGAUCUCUUCGACCAAAGUAUUUGGGUACCGAAUGAGUAUUACGACUGGCCCCCGAAGAACUUGAACAAGUACGUGCCACCAGGACCGCCAGUGUGGAAGGGCUAG
Molecule: messenger RNA, 765 nt
Organism: Lindgomyces ingoldianus
Lineage: Eukaryota; Fungi; Ascomycota; Dothideomycetes; Pleosporales; Lindgomycetaceae
Exons: 5
Coding region: 1-765 (254 amino acids)
Source: RefSeq, a predicted model, not a curated record